This is a messenger RNA of Mercenaria mercenaria, 5286 nucleotides long. Its product is annotated as transmembrane emp24 domain-containing protein 5-like. The coding region runs from base 78 to 752 and encodes 224 amino acids. Gene Ontology annotation, biological process: intracellular protein transport; Golgi organization; endoplasmic reticulum to Golgi vesicle-mediated transport. The record is from RefSeq and is a predicted model, not a curated record. The transcript is spliced from 4 exons. Gene Ontology annotation, cellular component: endoplasmic reticulum-Golgi intermediate compartment; COPII-coated ER to Golgi transport vesicle; endoplasmic reticulum. NCBI's taxonomy places the organism in Eukaryota, Metazoa, Mollusca, Bivalvia, Venerida, Veneridae.
AGUAUUAGCUAUUGCCGAUGUGUGAACGUACUUCCGGUUAAUUUCCAGCUAAGUUUUAUUUGUUUACAGUUGAAAUAAUGCUGUUUCUGGUGUUAACCGGACUUGUCGCAAGUGCUUAUGCGUUUGAACAAGAUCUCACUGUCAAGGUUGGGGCAGGAAAAAUGGAAUGCUUCUUUCAACCUGUCAAAAAACCUUUGGGUGUUGAAGUAGAAUAUCAGGUGAUAGAUGGGGGUGAUCUGGACAUCAACUUUUUUGUGCAAUCUCCAGAUGGGAGGGUGCUUAUUUCUGAACAUAGAAAAACAGACAACUUUCAUAGAGUAGAAAUUCCUCAAGCAGGUGAUAUGAAAGUGUGCUUAGAUAAUACGUUCAGCCAUUUUGCUAACAAAAUUGUAUUUUUUGAGCUCAUCUCUGAUGAUGAAGUUAAUUUAGGCGAUGAGGAUGAGAAGGAACCAGACUGGGACAGUGCAAAAGAAGAAAUACGUGAACUCAUGGAUAUGACAAUUGAAGACUUAAAGGAUAUGCUUGACAAGAUGGGACAGAAUUUAGACAAGUCUCGCAAUCUUCAAACAGUUUUGAAAAUGUACGAAGCUAGAGACAGAAACAUUGUAGAGUCAAAUUUUGACCGAGUCAACUUCUUUUCCUGCGUCCAACUCGCAAUAAUGCUGAGUGUAGGACUCGUCCAAGUAUUUUUAAUUCGAAGCCUAUUUGAAGAUAAAAGCCGAGUCAGUGGACUAAUGAAGUCAAAGACGUAAUAAGGCGAAUAUAAGAAUUAGGUUCAUAAAUGAUGUUGUUUCCACAACUUAAACUUGUUUUGGUGAGAGAGUUUAUUAGGAUAUUUCCAGAUAUGAUAGUGAUAUAUUUGUUUUGAUGUUUAUUCUUUAAAGAGAAAUUGUUACGGGAGACUUUUAUGCCAUGUUGCAUAGAGUAAAAUUGUACUCUGUUGAGUAUAGCAUGUUUUACAUGCAAUUGAAGGUUUGAAAAUAUAUGAAAUAUUCACAAAAGAUUUUAUGGGAAAUAAUUUUUAUGUUGAACUCAUUAUUACGGAAAAUGUUCUGCAUUUUGAAUCAAGGGAAAUUUAGAUCAUACUGUUCAACUGGAUAAAUUUUCUUUAGUAUAUUUUUGGAAAUUAUCUUAAAAAUGAAUCUUAUUUGCAUUUUGAUGUUAAUUCUUAUUUCUGUAGACAUAAACCAUUUGUACUAUGUACAUUAAGUACAUGAAGAAAUAGCAAGUUGAUUUUCUAUCAUUUUAAUAAUUUACCGGUAUGAAAAUUUGCAAAAUUAUUUAAAUUACAGUUUCACCCUGUUCUGCAGUAUUAGUUGAGUUAGUAAAUAUUAUAUUUGAAAGUGCAAUUUUGAAGAAAAUUAGUUAUUUACAAGAUGUGUAUUAUCAUGCUAUACAGUGAUACACUGUUUGCUGGAGCAUCAUUGAAUGAGGCCUCUGGACUUGCUCGCUCUGUUUAUGUGGUCUGUAGUCAUUUUCCUUAUAUUCCAUAUAUUUUGGAUCACUAGAGACACUGGAUAGCUUUGAAUAUUUUGCUGAUCCCCAUGUGGCCAGUUUUUUAUUGUUUUAUAUGGAACUGAACAAAAGAACUGAACAAGAUCAGGCAGAACUCCUUCUCACAGGCUAUAGUGAAGAAUAAGAUUCAUAAAGAUGCAUUUAAAGACAUUACAACAUCUCUUUCAAUGUUUACAAAUGCCCGGGAAUAUUACAAAAAAAAGUUAAAGUUCAUGUUGUCAUGAGAUUCAUUAUUCAUUCCAAGUAUUAUUGCCUUGUACAUCCUGGGCCCAUGUUUAUCAAGAUUAUGAGUUUUAAAUUUAUACAGUCCCAAAAAUGCCAAGAACAAAAUUGUGGCACUAAAACGUAUCGAGGUGAAAGAACUUUUAAAAUCGAUGCCCCAGAAGUAAGAAUUUAAGUGUUACUCACGACAUACUGUGUCCUAUACAUUUUCGGAAACUGCAUUCAAAAGGCCAUAACCUAAAUUUAAAAUCAUGCAUGUGUGGCACUGUUUAUUUAACCUAAAAUCACAUUUCAUUAGUAAUAAAAAGGUCAUAUCUGCUACUUACAUCCCAUUUUUGGUCCAGUUGGGAAAUAUCUACUUACAACAAAGAUUAUACCUGCUACUUACAAAAUAUUGUAUUAUGUGACUUUUGGUACAUAAAUUACAUAGUAAAAAUGGUUGUAAGUGGCAGAUACAACCUUUCUAAUAAGGCUAAAAAAGCAUAAGUAUGUCCAAUUGCCGAAAUAUUAUAGGCAUUACUGGCACUGUCAGUAUUUAAAAGCAUUAGCUUAGAGGUUGCCAAAUGGCCAGGAACAGUUUUAGUGAGAAAUCAGUAACACAAAAGAGUUUUUUCACUUUUUCAGAAGUAGCGUUUUUCACUUGUACCUUUACAUUCUGGGAUGUAAUAUUUUUUAUAGCCGUAGGAGUUCUGAUGGAGUGUGAUUAGAAUAUGUGUUUAUCUUAAACAAGAAAUAAAAAUAAAUUACAGCUGUUCAAAGUCAAACCUUGAAUGUUGAUAGAUAUGGAUUCUGUUGUAUAUUUCUUAUGGCUUGAACAAAUUUCCAAUUAAAAUGCUCAUAUUUAUUCUGCUGAAACUCAUGUACACAUGUAUAUUUAUGCUCUAUGUCUGUAAGUUUGUCACUUUGUUUAGAUACCAGUUAUAUUCAUUUGAUAAUUGUGAUGCAUCGAAAAUGUUUGAUCAGAUAGGUAAGGUGUUAAUUCUACCUCCUUUUACAAGCCUAGAUAUAAGUUAUUUAGGAAAACCUAGCUCGAGUGUCUUUUAGGCUUCUAUUCUCUUUUUCAGUUUGAAGCAUUUUAUAAAACCAUGCUGGUGUAAGGAAAAUAAAAUACACAUUUAUGUAAAGCACUAGUGCUUGAAAUCCAUUUUCAGUUUGAUUUUGCACUAAAGUUUAACUCUCACCAUGCUAAAUUUCUAUUAUUAACUUAUCCAUCUUUCUAUUUGGACAGUUCCAUUAACUGUUAAAAGGGGUGCAUACCAAAAAGUUACUGACUGAAUGGUGAACAGUGCAGAUUAUGAUCAGAUCUGCACUGGCCGCAAGGGCAGAAUUAAUCAUGUUAAGCAUGAUAUGGGUAAAUGGCGUUAUCAGUUUAUUUAGAGAAACUUACUUAUAUGGACAACUGUUUCUAAAAAAUGAACAUAAAACUGUUGUUUCAAUACAUAUUAAAAUAAUCAGAGUAACAUCUUUACACGAAAACAUGUAAAAAUUUUCUCUUCAAGAUACUGUUGUUUUCAUGACAGGAGCUUUUUCAUCUAAACCAGUUAUUUCAGGAGAACAGAUAUUGGAAAGGCAGUCAGUACCUUUGCAGAAUCUUUCCAUAUGCUUUUGAAAAUAAAACUUACAUACAAUGUUCAUAUUAAAGUGAGCCACAUUCAUGUUGAAAAAUGUUCCACUAAUUAAGUGCUGUAGAAUUAUAUAUAAUACAUGGACGGAGGUUAAAAAUACGCAACAUGAUGUUAGAUAUUUUAGUUUACAUUGCAGAUAUGUAUGUAUUAUGAUUACUUAUUUCUGGCCUUGGAACAAAUUUUAAGGAAAUGUAUGCAUUUUUGUACGAGUAUCUGUUAAUCAUACUAAAUAAGCAUCAGCAUAAUUUUUUCUGGCAUGAAGUGUUUACAGAAAAUCAACCAUAAUUAUGUGUAAGUCUUGUAUGUGGAUCUUUUACAGAAGUCAGCAAUCUCUCUAGCUCAACUUUAUUUUAAGUUUUUGCUGUACACAGACUUAUUGGUAGGAAGUAGAACAUAAUACAAUCUUAUAUUGUUUAAUUUAUAUGUUAACAUGUGCUACCUUAUAGAUAUUUGAUGAUGAAAUCCGCAAGUUUUUAUUUACGUUUUAUGUUGUGAUGUUUCAUAGGAGUUACUAUAUUUACAAAGUAAAUCUCUUUAAGAGUGCAAUGGAAGUCUAUAUCUUCAUGUUAAAUACAAUUAACACUAAAACAUUGGUUGAAACUGCUAUCAUAUAUUAUACCUGUAUACCAUUUGAGCCGCGCCAUGAGAAAACCAACAUAGUGGCUUCGCGACCAACAUGGAUCCAGACCAGCCUGCGCAUCCGCACAGUCUGUUCAAGAUCCAUGCUGUUCGCUUUCAAAGCCCAUUGCAAUAAGAGAAACCGUUAGCGAACAGCUUGGAUCCUGACUAUCCAUGCAGGCUGGUCUGGAUCCAUGCUGGUCGCAAAGCCAUUAUGUUGGUUUUCUCAUGGCGUGGCUUAUUUUGCAUUUAUGUUGAACUCAAUCAUGAUUAUAAACAACAGAUAAUUUGUUCCAGUACACACUUACAAAAAACACCAAAUACAAAACCAUGAUACUGUGAAAUCAUUUAAUUUUGUGGACGUAAAAUUUUAUAGUUUUGGCUAAAAUGGUUAUUUCAUGAGGAUUAUGAAUUUGAAUGGAAAUGUAACUUGUUUGUUGGGACUGAAUGACUCAACCACUGCAAUAAGUCCCCCAUGAAAACUGAUGAUUUCACAUUAUGCAUUGUGAGAAUUGUCAGUUACCUAAAUUAUGGUUACCAUAGUUAUGAACAUUUCAGUACAUAAAACAAAUAGAGGUAUUGAGAUAAAAGAUUCUAGGAGCACAAAGAUCCUGAUUUAUUGAGCAAAACCACUAAAGGUAACAAAAUCACAUAGGUUUUGGGCAUAUUUUGUUAUAUGUAUGUAUAUUUUUCAUUCUGUCAUAUUUCUGUGUUCAUUAAACCACCAAACAAUCAUGUACAAAUUAUUAUAUUUUUGUGCAUUUAAUUUUCUGCUUAAGAUUGCUAGGGAACAUGAUUUAUUUUUGAGCAUGUGAUUUGUUGUUGUAACAGUGCUGUAUCUAAUUGUGGAAUAAAGUGAAUUAAUGCUUGAAUUCUGUGAAUAUGAGACAUCUUUCCUCCAUGAAAUUUUUAAUAAUGUAGAACUUAUUGGGACAAUAAAGAAUUCAUUAAAAUAAUUCAUGUUGCAUUUAGGCAUCUUCACACCUUUUGUGAACAAUUAGUGUAGAAAUUUUGUACUAAAGGAAUUAAUUUUUUAAGUUUUUCCAUUUACUGUAAGAAAUUGGAUAUAGGCUAGAACAGGUAAUCUUCUGUGUUAAAGUACAUUUAUCAAACACUGUUUACUUCUAAUGUGGGAAAAGAAUUACAAAUUCUUCUUAAAUUGAAACUAAAUCUCAUCGAGUUUAUUACACAUUUGAUAUAUUUGCUUAUUUUGUUAGAUAUUCGAAUGUUAAUGUAUUGGUGUUGACUUUAUUUGUAGGUGAUCAUAAUCUAUGCAAUAAAAAAUAUGUCCCCAUUUUCUGAAGAG